Messenger RNA from Polyodon spathula (Mississippi paddlefish), 2519 nucleotides. RefSeq names its product deleted in lymphocytic leukemia 7 (gene dleu7). Bases 758 to 1348 code for a protein of 196 amino acids. The transcript is spliced from 2 exons. NCBI's taxonomy places the organism in Eukaryota, Metazoa, Chordata, Actinopteri, Acipenseriformes, Polyodontidae. The record is from RefSeq and is a predicted model, not a curated record.
CACUUACUGUAAUUACUUAUUACCGUAUGAUAUAAGUAUGGUGUUGAAUUUUUAUGUCAAAAAACACAACACACUUUUAUUGUGAGGUGGAUGUAACGAUAUACAGUUCCUAAUUUCUGGCUACUUAAAUUUGAAUGUGUAUUUAAAAUCCCUUAUCAAGUACUGUUCGGUUGUAUUCAAUGUGUUUGACGAGUACGCCAGUAAUAAUGUGUUAUUUUCUUGAUAUGUUAUUAGUUAUUCUUGUUGCGCUUUUAAGUUUUUUUUUAAAGACGGGAAUUAAAAAAUGCAGCUGUCCAACACGCACAACUUGUUAUCGACUCUGCAAAAUGACAGUUUUAAACGAGAUAAAGUAAGUUCAUUUUCCUAUCAGCAACAGAACACCUGUCUGCCUCGACUGUUUUUGCAAGGGCAAACUCAAUUGAGGCGAAACAAUGGUUUUUCAGUUGUUAAGUAAUUCAGUAAUCUGAAUUUUGAUAAUCGCUAUUCAAUAACAAGGGUAGUGCACGUUGUUUUUUUUUUUUGUUUGUUUUGUUUUGUUUUUAAACUUAAAUUGGGAGAUUGUUAUGCGUCAGGGGGUAUAACAAAAAAAAAAAAAGUGUCAACGGUUGUUUGAAUAAGUGAUAAUUGGGGUAGUACCGCACUCCCACUGUGAGCGAGAUACAGCAGUGGGGUGGCAGACAAGCGUUAGGGCGCAGUCAGGUGUUCUUGCUGUUAUAUUCUGAUUAACUUCCUCCAGUCCCAGCUGCGAGUCUGAAGAAUGCAGUCCGUUUCAUUGAAGAACUCUUUAGACCACCUGGUCGAAGCGCUGAGGUUCCUUAGGAAAGCCCGUCUAACUCGAAUUGAAUUUGGAGCAGGUAUUUACCAGGAUGAAUUUAGCAAAGACAGUCAAUCACCAGAAACUCGUCCGGUGAAAGUUGGCAAUUCUGGGCCAGGAGUUUUGAAAGCUGAUGGUUCGGGAUGGAAGCACACCUCAGAUCACAGGCAGACGCCAGUGACACCAGUCCGCACCCUUGCACAGAAAGCUAGACGAAGCAUUCUAACCAGACUAACAGAGAUCGCUUCUCAGUUGAUGGAAGCAGAGCGCAACAUUCAAUGCACACCCCUUCAGGCACAGGGAGUUUCUAUUCACUCAAAGGACAGCAUUGAACUUCGAAACAUCUGUAGUCGUAUAGCAUCACAGGCAGAGCUCUCCCAACCAGACAGAGACCUGAAGGAACUGCAUGGCUGCUUGAAAUCAAUCACAGAGAACCUGCUGUCAUUGUUGUCUGCCUCCAGCACUGAUUCCAUAUACCACAUACAGCAUACCAGAAAGCUCCAACACAUCCUCAGGGCUUUUCCAGAUAUUUGAAAAGAUCUGCUGUAUUUCAGUUGUAAUCAAUGGUCCACUGAUAGGGUUUUAUGCAGGCAAUGUUUUUUCUGUUUUUUUUUUUUUCUGCAAGGAAUUUGAUUUUGGAGAGAAGACAAGCUUUGAUAAAGAAGCAAGGGUCUGUGGUGUAACACUUUCCUUUUUACUGUCUGUGUCAUGUGGUGCAUAAUUGUGCUGGCCCAACACUUUUAUUGCAUCAGUUGGUAGCAUUUAAAGAUGGUACAAUUACAUUUUAUAUAUAUAUAUAUAUUUUUUUCUUUUCAUUUUAAGGUUUGUGCCAUAUGUAGGGCCUAUUUCAAGAUAUUUUCAGUGCAGUGCUAACUUGUGUUGAACAAGUUUGAAGCACCAAUAAACUCAGGUGUUGCGUUCUUAUUCUUAAUACAGAAUACCUGCGAACUACUUUAGAUAGUCACACAAUGUAAUCAACAUUUAAGCAUGUUUAAUUUAGGUUAAUUUUAGUGCAGAUUAAGACUCACUCUGGUAUAUGUAUGUUUAUAUAACAUUUUCACUAAGGUACUGUAUGUGGUCGUGCUUGUUUUGAGGGAUUUGCAGAAGAGAUCCAGGAGGAAUAAAAUCUUGAUAUUAACAGUUUCUAAAAUCUAAACUGAAAUCACUGAAAUGUUUACAAUAUGGAUGUAUUCUGUUACAACCGCAUAGUUUAUCAAAGUAACUCAAAUGGGAUUGUUAUGAAUGAGCCAUUUCUUAUGCAGUGGGCAGUUAAUGUGACAUUUUCAAGUGGUUAAAUGAUUAGUGUUACCCAAAAUUUCAAAAUCCAUUUUCUUUUGUUGUUUUCUUGGCAUUCACAGCAUAAUCACUUCCUCUUACUUCUAAAACCUAUUUAAGAUCUUUUCUUUUGUAUACUUUAACUAUGUACACUGUAGUUUUAACAAAAAUGAAAAGAAAUCUGCCUGGAAUGUGAUCAGUUCUAAUGCAGCUGACCAUUUGAGUGAAACCGAACUACAGCAAAGGAAGAGGGUUUAAAUCCUUGGUAGUUACCGUUUAGUUCUUUUAUGUUUUUUUGGGGGGGAUUUUUGUUGUUUUGUUUACUAUGCUUUAGUUUGGUGGUUCGCUAUAGUUACUUGAAACGUAUUAUAUAGGGAAUUCUUUAUACCUACAGGCUCUCUCAAAAUGUUUACCUGCAAAAAUUUCAAUA